UCCUGUUGCCGCUCGCUCUUCUCCUCCCGUUCGCUUCCCCGUCGGCGAAGGCGGCUCCGGCAGCAAGCAGAGGCGGGGCGCCGUUUCCACGAACCCACGCGGGCGCGGCGAGCCGGGAGAGGCAGCGCGGCCUCCGCUCCGCUCCCUCCCGCGUCACGCGCCGAAUGGGGCCGGCGGCCCCGUGAAGCCGAGCCAGCUCCCUUCGCCGCCCGCGGGAGCCUCUCGCCUCAGCGGACCGGAUUCCGACUGCCGCCAAGGAGAGCCGGCCGGGCCGAUCCAGACGCCAGGCAAGGCCGGGCCCGGCCCAGCGCCUUCCCCGCCCUCGCCAUGCCGUCGCCGUCGCUGAGGGGAGGCGAAGGCGCGGAAGCGCCGGGGAAAAGCGAGGCCGCGGCCGGCAGAGCUUGUAGGGAUAUGUCCUCAGCACCAACCACUCCUCCAUCAGUGGAUAAAGUAGACGGAUUUUCUCGGAAGUCCGUCAGAAAAGCCAGGCAGAAGAGGUCGCAAAGUUCCUCCCAGUUUCGGUCUCAGGGCAAGCCUAUUGAGUUAACGCCACUGCCUCUGCUAAAAGACGUUCCAUCUUCAGAGCAACCUGAAUUGUUCUUAAAGAAACUCCAGCAGUGCUGUGUCAUUUUUGACUUCAUGGACACGCUUUCUGAUCUUAAAAUGAAAGAAUACAAGCGUUCAACUCUUAAUGAACUUGUGGAUUACAUUACAAUAAGCAGAGGCUGUUUGACAGAGCAGACUUACCCUGAAGUAGUUAGAAUGGUAUCUUGCAAUAUUUUCCGAACUCUUCCUCCUAGCGAUAGCAAUGAGUUUGAUCCAGAAGAAGAUGAACCCACCCUUGAGGCAUCAUGGCCACAUUUACAGCUUGUAUAUGAAUUUUUCAUACGAUUUUUGGAAAGCCAAGAAUUCCAGCCCAGCAUUGCCAAAAAGUACAUAGAUCAGAAAUUUGUAUUACAGCUUUUGGAGCUGUUUGACAGCGAAGAUCCUCGAGAGCGGGACUACCUAAAAACAGUCUUACACAGAAUUUAUGGCAAAUUCCUUGGUCUUAGAGCAUUUAUCAGAAAACAGAUAAACAAUAUUUUUCUACGGUUUGUUUAUGAAACUGAACACUUCAAUGGUGUAGCUGAACUGCUGGAAAUAUUAGGAAGUAUUAUCAAUGGCUUCGCUUUACCUCUGAAAGCAGAGCAUAAACAGUUUUUGGUGAAAGUGCUGAUUCCUCUACAUACUGUUAGGAGUUUAUCACUCUUCCACGCACAGUUGGCUUAUUGCAUAGUGCAGUUCCUGGAGAAAGACCCUUCCCUCACAGAGCCUGUCAUUAGAGGUUUAAUGAAAUUCUGGCCGAAAACCUGCAGUCAAAAAGAGGUUAUGUUUCUUGGGGAACUGGAGGAGAUACUGGAUGUGAUUGAACCUUCACAGUUUGUCAAAAUUCAAGAACCCUUGUUUAAACAAAUAGCAAAAUGUGUCUCUAGCCCACACUUUCAGGUGGCUGAAAGAGCACUGUACUAUUGGAAUAAUGAAUACAUCAUGAGUUUGAUAGAGGAGAAUUCCAAUGUAAUACUUCCCAUCAUGUUUUCCAGUCUCUACAGGAUUUCCAAAGAACACUGGAAUCCGGCUAUCGUGGCAUUAGUAUACAACGUGCUGAAGGCAUUUAUGGAAAUGAACAGCGCUAUGUUUGAUGAACUGACGGCCACUUACAAGUCAGAUCGCCAGCGCUUAUCCAAAGCAGCAGGUGAAACUAAUGAGGAAACUUCGGGAACUCCGGGCAGUUUGCGACUUGGUGAAAGUCGUGUCUUUUGUGAGACUCGGGGUUCCCACAAGCAAAACCAAGGGUACUGUAUGUCAUCAAGCCUUGUUAGUGAGAAGAAAAAAGAGAAGGAACGUGAAGAACUAUGGAAGAAACUGGAGGAUUUGGAAUUAAAGAGGGGUCUUAGACGUGACGGAAUAAUUCCAACUUAACAAAAAGAAAAGAAGCAGCAUUAAUGAUCCUGUGGAGUCACACAUGUAUGUAGUAGAAGAUGGAGCAACAGUUUUCUGUAUUGUGCAACUUUACAGUAGAUUUCACAUUUGUUUCAUUAUUACAACAGCACUGUAUAUAUCUGUCUCUAAGUAAUGGGGAAAAAAUAAGGACUUCAAUCCAAAGUUUGGACAACAGAUGGACUUCUCAGAACUUUGCAAAAUAAUCAUUGUUUUAACCCUUCUUUAAACCAGUCUUCAAAAGAUCUGUUGAUGAAAAUCGCUAUGUCCAAAUUCCAUUGUCAGGACCUGUUCCUUAUUUAUCAUUAGCAGAGAGUGAUACAAUUUCAAAUGUGAACAAUCUUAAAUUUAGCUUGUCUUUCUGCUAAAACUGUUCAAUGUAUUUAUAGUAAAAGAGAAAAAAAAAGAUGGUCAUUUUCUUAUGAGUUUGUGUUAACAUCUUUCUCCUCUGGAUAACUAUGAUGUAAUUUGACUUUGGGGCGGGGUGGGGGUGGGGGAUCUUUUUCCUUUUUUGCACAUCUUCAUGAGUUGAAUGUUUAUACAGAUUAGGACCAUGAUUAAAAAAAUAGGGUCCUUUAAUGCUAAGAGUUUUGUUCUGGUAUAAAGCAUCUUUUGAGUACCAGACUUGCUUUGGUGCUCCUUUAGUGUGAACAUUUACAAAUAAAUAUAAAGUGGUUAUAAACAGAAUUGGGAAGUGUGCUUUGGAUUAGUCAAUGGAUCAGUUGAUUGCACAUCCAAGCUCACCUCCCCGAUCCUUAUCAAAGUGUGCAGUGGCAACAGCGCAGACUUCAGUAUCUGACCAGUAUUAGUUGUACUCCGUGAUAAAACCUCAACCGGGUUUGUUUUAGGAAUACUGAGGCUAAAUUAUUGUAUUGCUAGACAUUUUCUUUUAGGCCAUUUGGAAAUAAUAAUAAAAAACAAAAGCUAAGGAAAUACAUCUAUGAGAUGGAUCUCAAAAUGCCAUCAUGGAUUUAAUUACCAGGAUUUUGGGGGCGGGGGUGGGGGGGGGGAGAAGAGGACUUGAGCAAAAGUUUGGAUUGUUUGAAGUUUUGUUGCCUUAAUGUAUUUAUUAAACAUUCCAGCAAAAAAAAGAGGGGGGGGGAGGGAAAUGUAGCUUCUGGGGUGGAAAAUGCCGUGGCACAUUUGUGGCUUGAACACUGUUUUUCAUCACAGUAAUAUCCUUUUUGGUUUUGAGCUGGAAUGGAUUCCGGGUGACAUACUUCAGUAUUCUGGACUUGGAUGCUCGUUCCUAAUUACUGUAUUUGUUACCAGAAGUGGUUCUCAAAAUACUACUGAAAAAAGAAUACCCCAUAAUUCUGGCAAUCCGAAUGGGCUGAGUAUUAAUGAAAGACGUUUAAAUUGAUUUUAUAUCAAAGGUGCAUUGUGACCAAAUUGUUUAAGAUUAAAAACAACAACAAAAAGAGAGAGAGAGGGCUGUAUUAUAAAGUAUACAUUACUGGCUAUCUGCUUUGUAUUUAAAAAUGAAAUCUCACAUCUUUGGUAGAUAAAAUGCUGAUAAGACUUGUGUACAGUAUAUAUUUAGCUAAUGCAGGUGCAUUAUUAUAUACCGUAAGGUAUGUGUUUUUCAGGAUUUUUCUCCAGGAUGCUUUUGAACUGUUAUAUGACAACAAUGAAUUGAUUAUCCUAAACCAUUGAUCCAGCAGUAUUUACAGUAUAAAGCUGAGUUUGGUGUUCAUGAGUCUUUUGUGAUAGUUGCAAACAUGAAUUUACAACCUGUUGCCAUUGAUAGAAGUACAGUAUAAAUACAAGCUUGUAUAUUUUUUUUUCUUCUUCUUGCCAUUUAAAUAUUUGGUAGAAUUUGAGGUUUCCUUGUUUCCAGGCCAAAAAGAAAAAAAAAGGGAAAAAUAAUCCCCUUUUGACUGACUACUGUUUUGGGAUUAUUAGGUCAGUUUUAUACACACAAGUCUUCGCAUAUGGAUGUUGUAAACUCGAUGGCUUUGUAAAAACUUGAUACUGUUAAUUGGGGGGUGGCAGGGGACAGAAGUAAACUAGUCAUAUGCCACAUUGAACACAAUAUGGUUUAACGGGAUUAAGCUAAGCCUCUUUUAAGAACAUUGACUGGGACUCAAUGUAAACUCGGCAGACGCUGCCCUAGGUGAAACGUUCUAUUUUAAAAAGUGCUGGAGCAAAGGUGCAAGCUGAAAUACUGAAGAUGAAAUAAAUUUAUAAC
Messenger RNA from Eublepharis macularius, 4168 nucleotides. It is a transcript of the gene PPP2R5E, whose product is annotated as protein phosphatase 2 regulatory subunit B'epsilon. The transcript is spliced from 15 exons. Gene Ontology annotation, cellular component: protein phosphatase type 2A complex; cytosol; nucleus. Gene Ontology annotation, biological process: protein dephosphorylation; signal transduction. Lineage: Eukaryota; Metazoa; Chordata; Lepidosauria; Squamata; Eublepharidae. Gene Ontology annotation, molecular function: protein phosphatase activator activity. The coding region runs from base 328 to 1959 and encodes 543 amino acids. The record is from RefSeq and is a predicted model, not a curated record.